AUGGCGGAAUGUAUAUUUGACCUUGAUAGGCUAGAAGACUUGCCCGAGAGUCUAGAGUUAGUUGAAUUUUUGUGUGCAGAACCAGACAAGUCAUCACUAAAGGUACAAGACCCCUUAGAAACCAUUGAUUUGGGGACUAAAGAAUAUCCAAGGCUUAUACAGAUCAGUGGCCUAUUAGAAGAGGAAGAUCAGGCAAAGAUAGUUAGCCUUCUGCACGAGUUUAAAGAUUACUGUCAAGAUACUACUAACAAUUGGGUAGAGUAUGAGGCUUUGAUAAUUGGCCUGGAAAUCUUGAUAAAGUUGGGGACAACUGAAGUUCAAGUGUUUGGUGAUUCAGAGUUGGUAAUCAAUCAGCUAAAUGGAGAAUACAAGUGUAGGCAGAUCACCAUGGCUGGUUAUUACUUGGCAACCACUCAAUUGUUGAGUUAUUGGGACACUAAAAUAUCAGUUAGUCAUAUCCCUAGAGAAUCAAAUGCAAUGGCUAAUGAGAUGGCGCAUAUGGCUUAUCGAGCACAUAUUCAAGGCCAAGAAGAAUCUAUGAGAGUCAUGGCUGAAGUACAUGAAGGAAUCUGUGGAGUACAUUACGCUGGGACUAAGAUGAGGUGA
Messenger RNA from Malus domestica (apple), 606 nucleotides. The record is from RefSeq and is a predicted model, not a curated record. NCBI's taxonomy places the organism in Eukaryota, Viridiplantae, Streptophyta, Magnoliopsida, Rosales, Rosaceae.